AGAGACGUUUUAGUAGUAGCGGUAUCAAAUAAUUAUGCUCCAUCCACUUUUAUUUAUUUUAUUUAGACAGUGCUACCCGGAAGUGUUUCGAUAACAACAACAGUGGAGUUGACCGAGUCGUCAAUUUAUUUAGGAUGUGGUAUUAGUCUGUGUUGCUACCAGAACGUGCACCUAAAUGUCACGUAACGUGGUGGUCUUGCCGAUAAUAUUACAGUUAACUAAGAAGAGUUUGUAACGUUAACAGUAACGUUGGCUGAAGUUAUGUUAUAGUUAGCCAACAUUAGCUAAGUUAGCUUAAAGCUGCAGUUAAGUCUAUGCGUGAAACACACCAGUAAGUUUGAAGCUGACCAGGUUAAAGUAUGGCUGACGACCCUCAGAGAAAUUUCCGCUCUGCAUAUUAUGAGAAAGUGGGAUUUAGAGGAGUGGAGGAGAAGAAAUCACUGGAAAUACUGCUAAAGGAUAAUCCUCUGGAUCUAGAAAAAUUGAGCACAUUCAGUCAGAGGUUCCCCCUCCCUUCUAUGUAUAGGAUUCAUGUGUGGAAGGUAUUGUUGGGCAUCCUACCUCCCCACAGUGACUCUCAUGCUCUGGUGGGAGGCUACAGGAAGGAGCAGUACCAGGACAUCCUGGAGGCUCUGGAGGUGAUGAGAUACAUCAAUUCUUCCACUUCCUCCACCCACAUCUACCUGCGCAUGUUCCAGCUGGAGAGCCAGGUGCUCCCACGGUGCUCCGAGACCUCAGUCCCGGAUGAAGAGAACGAGGACUUCCUUUCCAUCAGCCGAGCCAUGGAGGAGAUCGUAGAUGAUCCUGUCGACUGCUAUUGGCUGAUAAAGUGUUUUGUCAAUCAGUUCCACAUGAAGUUUGGAGACUCAGUACCUCACCUUCCGAAGAGUCUGGAGCAUUAUCUGAGUCAAGAGGAACCUCGACUGCUGAACCAUCUGAAGAACGCCGGAGCCCUGGCUCAGCUGCCCUACAGCCUCUGGUUCAGACGCUGCUUCGCUGGCUGCCUGCCCGAAUCCAGCCUGCAGAGGGUGUGGGACAAAGUGAUCAGUGGCUCCUGUAAGAUCCUGGUGUUUGUGGCCCUGGAGAUUCUGCUUAGCUACAAGAUCAUAUUGAUGAGCAUCAACCGGUCUGAAGGCGUGGUCAAGUUUCUGUGCAAUAUCGUUUCGAGCUGGCAGGAGGGAGAAAGAGAGCGUAAUCAAACACGUUCCUCUGCUGUCGGCCGUUGACUCAACCGCCUGAAACAAAUAGUGACACAUCUAUUUCAGGAAAUCUAUUUUUACCGGAUUUCUGUGUGUGUAUACAGAUCAUCAUAAUUGUACUUGAUUAAUGCAAAAUCUUAUGCAGGCUGAAAUUUUCCUCUUGUGAACAGGGAAGACAAGCAGACUGUGCAUGUGGUGUACUUUUUUAUGAGGUUAUAUUUUGUGAGUCUUGCAGGCGCCGACUCUGAGGUGGUGCAGUGACUCAUACAGAUGUAGGGUGAUUGAUUGGGACUGAGAAAAAAAAAAUGAGGAGAAAAGUAAAAAGAUGCCAAGAGUAGGAGGUUGUGACUGUUGAGAGGGUCAGAAGAGAAGCCAGAGGAGGAAGAAAAUGUUUUAUGAGUUUUGGUUCAUAGUUAGCUAACAAAAUUACAGCACGGUAUUUUUCAAGUGAAAUGGUAUCACUGUGACUAAAUCCUCUCUAACAAAUUGUUAGACACUCAUUUCGAGAUCAAAUCCACCUAUUCCACCAUAUUUAAAUCCAUGACAAGAAGCCCAUUAUUUUUUAUACCAGAACAUCUUAGAGUGUAUUACUGCCCUUACACAAUGGCCACUUUUAAUAGAAUUUCUUUCUCUAAACUGUCAUCUGUGUAUUCCAUCCACUUAAUGUGUGAUUUAUGCAUGUGACAAGUGGUGACUUAAGGUUAAAAUGUCUGUUUCAGCCAGUGUCCAAGCAUCAUUUUACAUUUGUUAAAACAAAAAUUUCAAUGCAAUUUACUUUAGGCAUCAUAAAGUAAAAAAACAGUUAGUCGAUAGCUAAACAUCCUCUGGUUCCAAAAAUAAGGAUUUGGUGCUUUCCAGCGUUUGAUAUCAUUGCAUGUUAAAUAUCUUUUCAACUGUUGGUCAAACAAAACAAGCCAUUUGAGGACUUGGGCUCUGAUAAAGUGUAAAUUUCUUUCUGUAAAUUUGUAAACCAAACUUUAAGAAAAUAAAAUAUGUAA
Molecule: messenger RNA, 2197 nt
Organism: Micropterus dolomieu (smallmouth bass)
Lineage: Eukaryota; Metazoa; Chordata; Actinopteri; Centrarchiformes; Centrarchidae
Gene: tbc1d7
Product: TBC1 domain family, member 7
Exons: 9
Coding region: 360-1226 (288 amino acids)
Biological process (GO): activation of GTPase activity; negative regulation of TOR signaling
Molecular function (GO): GTPase activator activity
Source: RefSeq, a predicted model, not a curated record